AUGGAAAUAGAUGACGAUGAUGAUAUGGGUGAAAUUCAUGAUGAGGUUGAUGAUAAUCGGCUAACAUUGGAACAAGCUAUUGAAACUUUGGCUGUAGCCGAGAAACUAAUGUCACGUGAAAUCAAUAAAAUGAAAGAAGAUUGUAAAAGAUCCUUUGAAAAGAUCGAAAAUAUUAACAAUGAAUUGAAUGAUGUGGUAUAUGGUAGAAUUCCAAAAGGAGGUAUUGGUCAAGCCGAUGAUAUUGAGAGAUUGAAGGUAACCUUGCACGCUUGUUUAGUUGACACUGAUGAAUUUCAACCAAUGGAUGUUUAG
This is a messenger RNA of Funneliformis mosseae, 312 nucleotides long. NCBI's taxonomy places the organism in Eukaryota, Fungi, Glomeromycota, Glomeromycetes, Glomerales, Glomeraceae. The record is from the annotation of a GenBank genome assembly.